Cinclus cinclus is the source of this 1128-nucleotide messenger RNA. It is a transcript of the gene LRRC58, whose product is annotated as leucine rich repeat containing 58. The transcript has 4 exons. Lineage: Eukaryota; Metazoa; Chordata; Aves; Passeriformes; Cinclidae. The coding region runs from base 1 to 1128 and encodes 375 amino acids. The record is from RefSeq and is a predicted model, not a curated record. Gene Ontology annotation, molecular function: protein binding.
AUGGCGGCCGCAGGCGGGGACAGUCCUGAGCUAGAGCCGGGACCGGAGCCGGCGAUGGAGCCGGAGCCUGAGCCGGAACCCGAGCCGGAGCCCGAGGCCGAGCCGGCGCUGGCGGCGGAGCUGUCGGCUCGGCGCAGCGGGGAGGCGCGGCAGCUGGUGCUGUCGCCGCGGCGGCUGUCGGGCCCGCUGCCCGCCGGGCUGUCGCAGUGGUUCCCGGCGCUGGAGGUGCUGGACGUGAGCGGGACAGGGCUGGCGGAGAUGGGCACAGAGCUGCUGUCCUUGCCGUGCCUCCACACGUUGCUGGCCAAGAACAACCGGCUUGGCGGGCCCGGCUCUCUGCCCAAGGGGCUGGGGCAGGCGCCGCUCGCCCGCUCCCUCCGCGUCCUCAACCUCAGCGGGAACCGCUUCUCCGAGGUACCGCCCGCGCUGCUGCAGCUCCGCGGGCUGCGCAGCCUCAGCCUCGGCGGCAACCGGCUCCAGGGCAUCCCGCCCGACAUCCAGGAGCUCCACAGUUUAGAGUUCCUGUACCUUGGAGGGAAUUUCAUUACAGCAAUUCCACCUGAAUUAGCAAAACUGCCUUCUCUGAGGUAUCUAGUUCUGUGUGACAACAAGAUCCAGAGCAUUCCACCUCAGCUGGCACAGCUGCAUUCCCUGCGUUCCCUUAGCCUGCACAAUAACCUGCUGACUUACCUUCCCCGAGAGAUCCUUAACCUGGUUCACCUCGAUGAGCUGAGCUUGCGUGGGAACCCACUGGUGGUGCGGUUUGUGCGUGACCUGACCUACAAUCCCCCGAGCCUUCAGGAACUGGCUGGACGCACAGUUAAAACUCGCAACAUUCCCUACACUCCCAGUGAUCUCCCAGAGAGUCUUGUCCGGUACCUGAGCUUGGCCAGCAACUGCCCCAAUCCUAAAUGUGGGGGUGUGUACUUUGACAGCUGUGUCAGACAGAUCAAGUUUGUUGACUUCUGUGGGAAGUAUCGGCUUCCACUGAUGCACUACCUGUGCUCCCCAGAGUGCUCCUCUCCCUUCAGCUCUGCCUCCCAGAGCUCCACUUCCCAGAGCGAGUCUGACUCUGAGGAUGAGGCCAGCGUUGCUGCACACAGGAUGCAGAAAGUCCUUCUGGGAUAA